AUGAUGCUCCCAGUAGUCUCUAGAGCCUCAACUCUCGGCGACAGGAACUACAAGGCCCCCACUAAGUUCCCCAUCGGGCCGUUUCAGAAGUACGAGAACAACCCCAUUCUCACGCCAAACCCUGACAACGAGUUUGAAAGCGCAUAUAUAUAUAAUGCAACUGCCAUCGUUGUAGACGACAAAGUGUACUUGCUUUAUAGGGCCCAGAACGCAGCCAAGUUGUCACUGGUGGGUCUAGCCUGGUCAACAGACGGGGUCAACUUUGUCAGAUACCAUAAACCUAUCAUCACAGCCACAGAGCCCUGGGAACAGGGUGGAGGAGUUGAAGACCCAAGAAUCGUUAGAGACCCCGUGUCCAAGCUCUUUAUUGUCACGUAUACCGCCUACGAUAAACAUUUUGCUCGUCUCUGUGUAGCUACCUCGGAAGACUUGUUCAACUGGAACAAACUUCCCUCGUUCAUUCCACCAACUUGGCAUGAUGUCUCAUACGACGGAAAUGGAAACCCAAGUAUUCGUCGUCAAUGGCUGAAGUCGGGUGCCAUCUUCACCGAACGGGCUCCAGAUGGUAAGUACUACAUGAUCUGGGGGGACAGCGCCUUGUAUUUGGCUGAGUCUGAUGAUUUGGUUCAUUGGAAACUACCUACUCAAGACUUCAGACAAGAUACCUUUGCUGGAGUCCAGUACGAUUUCGAAAGCAAAUUGAUUGAGCUGGGUCCCGCACCGGUCAAGAUGGGAAAUGGUACAAAUCAGUGGAUCUUCGUCUACAAUGCUGAUACGACAGGAACAGACGACUUGCCUGCUAAUACUUAUACCAUCAGUCAGAUGCUUGUCGACUACGACAACAUUAAGGCUGGACCUGUAAAAAGGUUGUCUGAGCCCAUCCUCAAGCCUGAAAAAGAUAACGAAAAGAAUGGCCAGGUUAACAAGGUUGUAUUCUGCGAAGGCAUGGUCCAGUUCAAGGGCAAGUGGUUCUUAUACUUUGGCCAGGCAGAUUCCGAAUUGGGAGUGGCUAUUGCUCCGGUAGACUAA
This is a messenger RNA of Scheffersomyces stipitis CBS 6054, 1029 nucleotides long. RefSeq lists its product as uncharacterized. The record is from RefSeq and is a predicted model, not a curated record. The coding region runs from base 1 to 1029 and encodes 342 amino acids. The transcript has a single exon. NCBI's taxonomy places the organism in Eukaryota, Fungi, Ascomycota, Pichiomycetes, Serinales, Debaryomycetaceae.